Molecule: messenger RNA, 7740 nt
Organism: Contarinia nasturtii (swede midge)
Lineage: Eukaryota; Metazoa; Arthropoda; Insecta; Diptera; Cecidomyiidae
Product: serine-rich adhesin for platelets
Exons: 8
Coding region: 913-7062 (2049 amino acids)
Molecular function (GO): protein binding
Source: RefSeq, a predicted model, not a curated record
UAAUGUCAGUGUGAAAACAGUAUCGAUGACGAUGUGUUGUGUUUGAGACCAUACACAUAAUGAAAUACGCGCGAUUAUAAUAUUAAAAUUAAGAAUUUGUGUAUUUCUCUUGAUAUCUUCUGGACAUUUUUUUUUUCGUAUAAACAAAAAAAAGAGAGAAUAAAUUGUAUUAAAAAAGCCCCUCGUCUAUUUGUCAAAUAGAACGAAAGGGAAACCUUCGAACCGAAAAUCAAUCAAGUUUGCAUUGAAUGUGUAUUAAAAUUGAAGUGAAUACCAAAAUCAAGUGCGUGUAGAGUGUUUGGUUCUUUUUUUUUUGUUUUAUAAAUAUAUCUAUAUACAUACGGACGUUUUAUCUGCGGUGAAAUUUAAUCGGGACGCAUGGAGAUAUACAAUAUCGAUCGAUUCCUGUGAAGAAGCACCCAAUUAAAAACAAUCGACCACAUUCACUCGUUGAAUAAAAUACGGAAAAGAAGAAAGAAUUUGCAACUUCGUUUGGCAUUUGAUGAAUAAUAUACUUGAAUAUUUUAUGAUCUCCCACGCAAAAUCGACUUAAUAAAUUUAAUAAGAAGAAUAAAGAACACUAUAAAUCUGACACCAUCAAAUGACGACAGCAGAAUCAACAGCAACUACACGUUUGAAUAAUUAAUGAGAUUUUGCUGGACAGAACAAAAGAAACCUGUGUGUGUACGCGUAUGUUGUUUUUUUUUAUUUUCAAGUCCGUCAAUCAGUGAAAGCGAACGAGAAACAGUGUGUGAAAGAGCGUGAAUAUGUGUAAAUUUAAGCGUUGAACAGUUUUCCGAUUCACUCUUAAAGUACAUAAUAUAAGUGUUCAUCUUCAAAUGGAAAAAUAGUGUUAUCUUUCAUUUCUUUGGAUCCGAGAGAUCGUAAGCGAAUGUGAUUGCUAUACGCUAAAUGGAUUCGUCUGUGGGUAAUUCGAAUUUUCAAAAUGGUAUAAGUACAUAUGAAGAGGACCGAAUGAAUGCUGGUCAUAUUCCGUUAUCGGAUGUGCAACAACGACAAAGGCAAUGUGAGCAAUUCAGCUCAAGUGAUAGUGCUGAUGAUUUGCAGGAAAUAAAUUGGAAUACAACCAGUGCUGCCAACGCUGUCACAACAACAACAACGACUGCGGCCGAAUUGCCUUUAUCAAAACCAAAACCAGAGUCUCAGGAGAUUGACGAACGUGAUCGUUACUCGCCAUUACGUUAUCCAUUAAGUUUACCCCUUCAAUCGCUUAAUGAUGAUUUUAAUUCGGUAAUUGUGGGGGACAGUGAAUCAAUUGCACUAGUGCCAGCAGCACGACGAUCAUUUGACAGCAGUCGUGUUUCAUCAAAAGAAGAAAAACAACGACAAAACGAAGAAAAGAAAACACCGGCAUCAACAUCAAAUACCGAUGCAGCGUUGAGCGCAUUUGGUGGCAUUGAUUCGUCAUCGGUGUCCUCGGAAACGGUUGGCAGUUGGGAAUCAAUUUAUCCACCAUCAAGAAAAUCAAAAACAAUGGCCUACACCGAUAAACCGGUAACUGAACCGCAAAAACCACAUGCUGGCGGCGGAGGUGAAAUAAAUUGUUUCAUUGAUGCAUCGACUCUGUUGGACGAUGGUGAAAUGUCGUACACAACAAACAUGGCAUACGAAUCGAAUCUAUCGCAUGCAACCACAAGUCGACAUGAGUCAAAUAGUAGUGGUGGCAACGGUAGUGGUGGUACACAAAUAAAAACUUCAACAACAUAUGGUAGUAAACAUAAUAGUUUUGAAACGAAUGACGAUCACAUUGAUAUUAAUACUCAACACAACACCUACGGUGAUAAUAUUGAAUUGAAUAAAAGCAAAGAGAAUUUAAAUGAAGAGGAAUUUGAUCGUGACGAAGCCGAAGCAUUAGUGAUAAAUUUAUCGGAUGAACAAAAAUUGAGCACACAAAAGUCAUUCGAAACGAUGCAUCUUCGGCCCGACAUCAAAGAUCAAUAUUCAACGGAUUGUGUAUCGACAAAUGGACCAAAACCAGUUUCAUUGAAUAUGUUAAAUGAGUAUGGAUCGCGCGGUGAGAGUGCAAAAAUUGGCAGCAGCGGAUGUGGUGGUGGUGACACACGCCAGGAAAAUGAGCGUAAACAAGGACAUUUUCUAUUUUCAAAUUCCAUACAACAGUUUUCCGGUCAUGCGAUGAGUCCAAAAAUACCAUAUUUAGAAGAAAACCAAAGUGAUUUUUCACUACCAAGCAUUUAUUCCGGUGGCAGUGAUUGUGCCAGCACUUUUGAUACAAGUUCGCAUAUAAGUAGUGAUCGUGAUUCGCACGAUUUUGGCGAAUUGACAAUUUUUUCAAUAGGAAAUUCAUCAUCGAAAGGUGAUUCCGUUAUCUAUCCCGAUACGCCACAUAAUUCAAUUUUACAAGUGAAUUUAUCACGAAAUAGUUUGGGCCCUAGUGAUUCGGCCAUUGCAUCAUUAUCAUCAUCGGAAAGUAAUGCAAUUUCAAUACCACAACGACGAUCGCAUGAUGAUACGGUGCCAAUAGUAUCGGGCGGUGCAUCGGUAAAAGAUUUUACACCAAAACAAUGUGAAAGCCCAUCAAUGCAACGCAAAACCGAAAAUUGUCCAAUAAUCUCGGUGGGAAUGUCGGCAUUGGACUUUGAAACCAAGCCAAAGCCAAGAGAACGAAUCAGUAGUUUGGCUAUGAAUUCAUGGGUAGUCGAUAUGAGCGAUUGUGGUAAAAAGAAUCGCCGACGGGGCAGUGAAAGUUCAUCGUUGAGCAUUGAUUCAAAACCAGAUCGAAGUAGUUCGAAUAGUUCAACAAAGGGAUUUGGUUAUUAUGUGUCAUUGAAUGAUAUGAAGCCGGCCUAUUCAGGCGACGAGCAUUUAUCAAAAUCGUUAAAUUAUCAUUCGUCGAGUUCAUCGUGUGCAUCGGCCGAACCACGUAAAAAAUCCACCGGAUUUUUUGUUGAUUUCUCAAAUAAUGGUUCACACGCAACGAAUACACCGCCACCAUCAAGUAACGAUAUGUCAGAACAAGUACAAAAAAGUGAAGAUAAAAAGAAUAUUUUUUCAAUGUUUAUCGAUUUCGGUAAUGAUGAUAUGUCACAACAACAACGCGGCACACCAAGACAACAUGACUCAAAUGCAAAACCAAUUUAUAACAAUAAUGUAAAAGGAAAUGAUACAAACUCAACCGAAUCACCGGUUUUAAGUCGACGAAAUCAAUCGUAUGCCAGCCAACAAUCAUCAGCGGACAGUGAAAAUAAACGACAUUCAUGGAAUGCAUCAAAAGAAUCACCACAUCUAUCACAUGUACGUGAACACAAACGAUCCGUUAGCACAUCGUCUGAUAAAGGUAUCAUGAAUAUUUUGGAUAAAAUCCCAUUGAUAUCGAAAACAUCAAGCAUGUCGAUUGAUACACCGAAUUCACCGCACGAUGACAUCACAUCGAAAUCACUUAGUAGCUAUUCAAAUAAUUCAUUAACAUCGCUAUCAGUGCAAUCGAGUGGCAGCAAAUUUAUGGAACAAGAUGAAAAAGUAACGGGAAGACGUCAUCAAAAAGAUGCCCGUAUCAAUGAAACAUUUGAUAAAAGCAGUCAAGGUUCAUUAACGGACGAUAUCUUGUCGAAAAAUUCAUCGCCCGCUUCGCAUACGGACACAGACGAUGCGACAUUUCAUAAUGAUAAUGAUAAUGACGAUACGUUGCACGGUGAUAUUUCUGGAUCGCAUGUGAUGAUGGAAACGAUUCCAGAAACCAAAGAAGCAGUCGUUUUACGUCGACCACAAAAUUUAAAUUCAACAAACAAUAAUAAUAAUAACAAUAACAAUAAACUUGAACGCCAUACAAUGGAAACACUACACGCUACAAUUGAAAAACAAAAACAACUUUUGAACACCGUCUCCGAAGAGGUUUCAUCAUUUGUUAAACUUUCGGACAUGGAUAAACCGGCACCAAAAUUCGAAUUACAUAAUUCAGAAAGUCGACCGAAGUCGGUCGGUUCCAGAAUUGGAAAAUUGUUUGAUAAUCGAGCUGGCAACCGUAACACAUGGCAUCACAUGUCCAAAUCUGCAGGAAACAACCUUACAAAUCUUGCUUCUUCGGCCGAAAACUUUAAAAGUUUAACCCGAAUUUUUCCGCAUUUGGGCAAAGAUUUAAGCAACAGCCUACCAACCACUUUCGAUCAGUCUACAUCAAAUACAAGCCCCAAUGAGUACACGAUGGAUAUGUUUCAAUCGGAUUUUUCUACAUCAAGCGCAACAUCGAGUUUCAGUCGAUCUGGAAUUGAUUCGGCUGAUGAGUUUAGCCUAUCGGCGGCUCAACCACGGCGGCUUGGUGAAGAUUUGCUUAAAAUGUUCCUGCAAGAGAUUGCCACCGAUGUGGUAAUCGAAGUGAAUGGACGUCGAAUGCGAGCGCAUAAAUGUAUUUUGCGUUCGCGUUGUCAGUAUUUUGCCGCAAUUUUGGCUGGCGGUUGGGUUGAAAGUGCUGGCAAUGUGAUCUCAUUAUCGGGUUAUUCGUUUGGUGCUGUACAUUUUGCAUUGUGCCACAUUUAUUCGGGUGCCGCACAUCCACCGGACGGUAUUAGUUUAAUGGAAUUGGCUGCCCUUGCCGACCUACUUGGUUUGGAGGGUUUGAAAGAGGUGGCCGCACAUUCAUUAAAAACAAACUAUUGUCACAGUUUCCAUAAGCCAUGCAGCGGUUGCAUUGAUGGUGUAAUGCAAGUAUUUCCAGUUGCAUUGAAUCAAGGUUUAGAUGAUUUGUAUCGCAAAUGUUUGCGAUGGGCAUGUAAACAUUAUAUGAAAGUUUGGCCAUCGCGUGCAUUUUCUCAGCUUCCAUCGGAAUUGGUGACACGAUGCAAACAACACAUCAUUGCGCAUAUGACAUCCGAAUCGGUUAUUUAUACAUUGUUGGACUGUGAUCAUUUGCUCGCGUUGCUUGCACCAUGCCGUUGGGCUAGCGGUGUUGAGGCAAAUGCUCGCGAUAUUAUUGAAGCGGGACAUGUAUAUGUGACCGAUCAUUACGCCAGUUUAAUUGCAAGCGAUGGUUUCUUAUCGCUGGGUCAAGGUCAAAGUUGGAACAUUUCGCGUUUGGAAAAUAUGUUAUUGCGCGCUGGUUCAUCGCUAACACCCGAUCAAGCAUGUCGCAGUUAUCAGCGAAUUACGCGUUUGGACUCUGUUCUGAAAGCAAAAGUAAACAAAUUACACACAUCACGCAUUGACAAAAGCAUUUUUAUGUCGGACUAUGAAAAUGAAAUGGACGGUGAAGAUGAAGAAGAACUUGAUUGGAAUCCGGACUUUAUACGAUUGGUCACAGAAAUGUUGGUUGCUGUUGAACAGUGCAUUGUGCGACAAUGUUCACGAGCCAUGAAAUGCAAUCAAUGGCCACGAAUGGACGCUGAACUCCAAAAGAAAGUACAAAAACUAGCAUGCCUAACCGAACCAAUUGAACGACGCAUCAAUUUACGACCAAAGUCUAUUUCGAAUGCGAGCAGCGUGCCAAAUAAUCGAGCCCAUGAUUUGUAUCAAGUCAAAAUGGCCAUUCAAGCCCAUACCAAGCGUUCACAAGAGGGUCAUACAUCAAUCAGGAGUGCACAUGUGCAACAGCAAGCUGUAAAGGAAGCCAAAACUGUCAGUGGUCCCGGCAAAGUAACAAAAUCAACGUCUCGUGCCCAAGUUCCAGAUCUCAUUUCAACGAUAAAACAACCAAAAUCGAAUGUACAAUCAAAAUCGGAAUCAAAAACAUCGAUAACCGCAUACCGUCGAUCGGCAUCCGAGUCGAGUAAUCGCCGUAUUCCACUUGAAAAAUCGAGCAGUUCGGUUGAUGCCAAUGCACGUAAAAGUAAUUAUCAUGAUGUUAAAUCACGGUAUAUGGAACCGCCAAAACGUCAAGCAAACAAUAAAGAAACACUUAAAGUGCGUGCACGAUCGUCAAGCGGAAGUUCAAGAACAUCGAGUCCAAUGAUAUCGUCGCUAAUCAAAGACGGAAAUGUCAAUCAAACAAAUAAUAAGAAAAUGAGUGAUUCAACAACAAUGUCACGAGAUAGCUUGGCAUCGCCAGCAAAGAGAAGUGAUAAGUUGCAUUCGAAUCGUGGCAAUGCAUCACAGCAACAACAACAACAACAGCAACACCACCACCAAAUUGAUCAUGAACGCUUAUCGGCUGAUUCAUUGGGGGGCUCGCUUCAUAGUUCGGUCAUUACAAAUAAAACAAUAUCACAAGAGUCACUGGUUAAAAUUGAUUCACGUGGACGACCGCCACCGCUUCCCGACACCACUCGAUCAAACAAUAUCGAAAAUAUUAAAUCAAAUCAAUUGCAUGCAAAGAAUGCGACCGGUGUUGUUGGUAAAAAUGCUCAGCUAAAAGUAUGCAGUGCAUUAAUUUCACAAACAUCAUCGACCGUUAAUUCAUCAACGCCAUCGUCGAUGACCGUUAAAACCUAUUUGUCAAGCAGUAAUUCGAUAAAUUCACCGCGUGAUGCAGUUAUAAAUCGUUUAACAACGCCAGCCAAUCAAAUCCCAUUGAAACGAAGCGUUGAACCAAAACCACCCGUUAAAAGUUUUUUAAGUGCACGUUCACGCCAAAUUUUAGCGCAAAAAAAAUCACUCUCACAUUCCGAUAGUGCAAAAUCGGUGCCGGCGGUUAUAAAAGAGACAACCAGUCUACCGAAUGCCGUUAAUAAAUCCAGUUCAACUUCGAAUAUUUUAAAUCAAAAAACAAAAAACUUCCCAACCACAUUGCAUCUAAGACGAUCGGCCAAAUUGAGUACCGCUCAACAACCACCGCUAUCACUUCCGCCAGCCAGCAUGGCUAAAACCGGUGGUGUUCGAUCGACACCAAAUCCAUCGUUAAUGAAUCCAACAAAAAGCAGUACCAUGAAAAUGGCAACCACAAACAAUAAAGUUGGCCGAGAAAUACGACCGGUCAAAGAACGAAAACAUAGCGCUGCUAGUGCGGCCAACGAGCAUCGAUCUAAUCAUGACUAUGAGGGCGAUGUUAUCGAAUUGGUGCCAGAUAAACGUGUCGAAUCGAAAUUAGAACGAUCGAGCACAUUUUGCAAAGAACGAUCUGACAUUAAUACGAACGAACUUGAAAUAAUUGACUAAAAUCAAUAACACCUUUUUUUGCCUGGCAAAUUGAUAAUGAGUAUGAAAUAUUAUAACAUUUACAGCUAUAGAAAUUUAAUAUCGAAAUGAAAACUGAUGAUAACAAAAAAACAUCCGACGAAUAUUGAUAAUUCCCAUUCAUACCAUGUUAGAGAGAACAUUGUUUAAACAAAAUAAAAUACUUUCGGCCAUAUUUCGUUCAUUUCUACAUAAAUAAAAAAACAGAUUUGCAUAUUUAAUAUAAGCAUUGAAUGCAAUUGAUAUGGCGUGCUAAAAAUGCAUCAGCAAGAGAUUUUAUUAUAACGUUAACAAUAAUAAUAAAUACAGAAACAAAUACUUAAAUCUAUGUAAUUUAAUAAUAAAGGAAGAUGAUGAUGAGUGGAGGAACACUUAAACGAAACGAAUAAAAGGAAUGUGUUGAUAUCGACAAGCUACAAGCCAAGCAAUUUCAACAUAACUAACUCCUUAAUAUUUAUUUAAUUUAAAGUCUAGUCAUUUUUUUCACUUAGCUAGUUUACACAUAUACAAACACUGGAAAUAAUAUUUAUUUAAAACCAAUUGCUAAAAAUAUUAAACCAAAUGCGAUAUUUAUCAUCAUCACAGCACUAUCAAUUUAAUGGAAAUCGAGAAAAAAAGUAACAAAAUUGAUAUAUUAUAUAUUAUUAAAAGAAAGAAAUA